Molecule: messenger RNA, 813 nt
Organism: Nerophis lumbriciformis (worm pipefish)
Lineage: Eukaryota; Metazoa; Chordata; Actinopteri; Syngnathiformes; Syngnathidae
Source: RefSeq, a predicted model, not a curated record
AUGUCCGAAAAGGGUGAAGUUAACCUUACUGGAGCUAAACAAAGUAAUGGCGUGUGGCUUGUUAAGGUUCCCAAAUAUUUAGCCCAACAGUGGGACAAAGCAAAAGAGAAAGGAGAGGUGGGAAAGAUUACAAUUGGAAAGAAGCAAGGCAAAAGUCAGGUUUGUUUCAGCUUGAAUGAAGAGCUAACCUCUGUGGGUGCUGCACAGGAAAGCGAUACACCUCUGAAGGUCCCCAGAGAGCAUCCCUUCACCAUGAACUCACUGGGUGGACAGACCUUAGCUGUCUUCAGCCAGGGUGAAAAAGGAAGGUCAGAGCUGCAAGCACAGGGCCUUGAAACAGAUGGAGGUAUGAAUGAAAUAAGUCUGGAGGGCAUGGUUGUGCACAGAGCUGAAUGCAGACCCGUUAUUACUGACAACUACAUGAAGCUGAAGAAGGUGCAGAUGAAGGAGUCCUUGAAGCUUCAGCGUUUGUCCCAGCAGCUAGAGAGAGCAAUCACCACCGUCUUCAAGCCUGUGGCCAAUCACAACUUCAACGUGGAAUAUGAGAAAAAGAAGAAAUCCGAGGGCAAGAUGGUCAGAGCUGAGCGACAGGUGGUGUUGGACAUGCUCUUCUCUGCCUUUGAGAAACACCAGUAUUACAACAUAAAGGACCUGGUGGACAUCACCAAGCAACCUGUGACGUACCUGAAAGAGAUCAUGAGGGAAAUUGGUACCUACCACAGCAAAGGUGCUCACAAAAGCAUGUGGGAGCUGAAAGCAGAGUACAGGCACUACCAGUCAGCUGAGGAGGAGGAAGAGAUGCAGACGGUCUAA